GCACUGUUAAGCCAGGCUGUGCGCGACGUCGCCUCCCCUGGAUACCGGCGACGCGCACAGCCCAUCCGGACACCGACGCUCCGGCGCGUGGGCAUGGGCACUACUCCGCGUCCACGAUGCGGAUGUUAACAAUGAGUCCGAUAUUAGUGGCUGUGGUGGCGUUCGAGCCGAGUGGACUAACGGGCCGCCAUGAAUGACAGGUACCACAAGGCGGCCCGGGAUGGCUACCUCAACCUGCUGAAGGAGGCCACCCGCAAGGACCUCAACGCCCCGGAUGAGGAUGGCAUGACCCCGACGCUAUGGGCGGCUUAUCACGGCAACCUGGAGGCUCUGAGGCUCAUCGUGGCGAGAGGAGGGAACCCAGACAAGUGCGACAUAUGGGGCAACACGCCGCUCCACCUGGCCGCCGCCAACGGCCACCACAACUGCCUUUUCUUCUUGGUGUCGUUUGGCGCCAACAUAUGGUGCCUGGACAACGACUACCACACGCCGCUGGACAUGGCCGCCACCAAGAACCAUAUGGACUGCGUCCGCUACCUGGACUCCAUCGCCGCCAAGCAAACGGGCCUGAACCCCAAGCUGGUCAACAAGCUGAAAGACCGGGCCUUCCGAGAGGCUGAGCGGCGCAUCAAAGAGUGCGCCAAGAUGCAGAAGAAGCACCACAAGCGCAUGGAGAGGAAGUUCCAAAAGGAGGCGCCCGAAGCGUCCUUGUCGGACGUCAUGAGCUUUUCCAGUUACAGCAGCGGCUCUGUUAGCCACAAGCUGCACAACCUCAAUGCAGCCGCCGGUAGUGUGCCAUAUUCACAGGCUACCCUUCAUGCCACAAAUCGAGGGAAAACAAAGAUCCAGAAGAAACUGGAGAAGAGAAAACAGGGAGAUGGGAGCUUUAAGAUCUACGAGGAGGGGAGGAAAAGCGUACGCUCCCUCUCAGGACUCCAGCUGGGCAACGAUGUCAUGUUCAUCAGACCGGGCACCUACGUCAACUCCAAGGAAUACGGCCGCCGGAAUGUCCGUGACAUGUUCCCCGGAGACGACGACGCCAUUUCACGUGCCAUCAGCGAGCCCGACCUUCAUGGGAACUACGUGGACCAGUCAGAGGUCAGCACAGACUCGGGACACGAUUCCUUGUUCAACCGUCCUGGCUUGGGCACCAUGGUCUUCCGCAGGAACUACGUAAGCGGGGGGUUGUUCGACCUGAACGGUCAGGAGGGAGCUGACGGUUCAGACAACACGGUGCAUCUCCGCAGCCGGCUGCACCCUCACCGCAGUCUGGACGAGGACAGCAUCGGGAGCGCCCGCAGCCUGCAAGAGAGGAACGUCGACGAGCUUCCCUGGGAGGAGGUGGAAUUGGGGCUGGACGACGACGACGAGGCCCACACCAGCCCGUUGGAGGUCUUCCUGGCCGUGCACGGCAUGAGUGACUUUUUCUCCAUCUUAAGGAGGGAGAAGAUUGACCUGGAAGCGCUGCUGCUGUGCUCCGACCACGACCUCAAGAGCAUCCACAUCCCUUUAGGACCCAGAAAAAAGAUCUUAGAUGCCUGCCAGAGACGCAUGGAAACCAUUGAGGACCCAGAGCGCAUUGAGGAUACUGAACUGUGAGUGCACUUACUAAUGUGGACAUCUGCACAAUCUAAUGAGAUCCAAUACAAAUGUGUAUUAGCCUCUCUGGAUCAGUGCAACACUAUAUUGUCUAGAGCAGGAAUAUUCAACUAAGUUGUUUCGUGGGGCCACGUUUCCAGAAAUCUAAGGACCAGAGGGCCUGACUUCUCCCUUCACUGUUAGUCUUAUUUUGCAUAUUACGGAGAACUCUCCAGUAGACAUUUGAUUUUGGUCGAUUUAUUUUGUCAGCGUGCUUGGCACUAAGCAUCAAGGGUUGGAAUUGGGGGUUAAAUUACCAAAAAUGAUUCCCGGGCACAGGCCACCGCUGCUGCUCACUGCUCCCCUCACCUCCCAGGGGGUGAACAAUAGGAAGGGUCAAAUGCAGAGGACAAAUGUCACCACACCUAGUGUGUGUGUGACAAUCAUUGGUACUUUAACUUGAACUUGAAUUGAGAAAUGGCAUUACGGAAUUCCUGGAAUUUUGGGAAAACCGGGAAAUUUUUCCAGUUCAAGAAACAACUUAGGAAUGUUUGAACAGUUGAAAUGCGUUGAAAAUAGGGCUUUGGACCCCCGCGAACCCGAAAGGGACAAGCGGUAGAAAAUGGAUGGAUGGAUGGAAAAGCAGGAAUUCUGGAAAAUCCUGGAAUUUUUUGGAACUUGGAGAGAUUAUAGUUUCAAUUUCCAGAAUGGUGGAAUGUGUUGAAGGUGGAAUGGUUCGAAUAGGUUGAAAAAUGUGGAAAUGGUGAACGUUUGAAUAAUGGCCAAUUCAUUUUGAAUGGGGGAAAAAAUGUCCCGGAAAACCUGGAAUUCUGGGAAAUCUGGGAAUUUUUUGGAAUUUGUCAAGGGAAAGCCCGCCAUUCCCGAAUAGGCUGAACAGUUUGAAGUGGGAACGGUUUGAAUGGGAUGAAAAAUGUGGAAGGUAGAGUGCACCUAAAU
This is a messenger RNA of Nerophis lumbriciformis (worm pipefish), 2535 nucleotides long. RefSeq names its product Usher syndrome 1Ga (autosomal recessive) (gene ush1ga). Gene Ontology annotation, molecular function: protein binding. Gene Ontology annotation, biological process: sensory perception of sound; sensory perception of light stimulus; equilibrioception. The record is from RefSeq and is a predicted model, not a curated record. NCBI's taxonomy places the organism in Eukaryota, Metazoa, Chordata, Actinopteri, Syngnathiformes, Syngnathidae.